AUGCUGAGGGAUGCCGGUGAAACCCCUGAUCAGAACAUUGUAGCCUUUUUGGAGGCCACUGAGAUCACCACUUUGCAAAAUGUUAAAACCCAAGUUGUCCAGAGUUCAGCUGCCACCAUCGACAGCAACGAGCUUUGCGACUUCGUGGCUAAGGCAAGUAGCAAGCUAUCUCUGCAAUCUCAAUGUGCAAUGGAUGCCACUGGUAAACUUCACCAGGCUUCACCAGGUGAAGCCUUCGGGGAAUACACUAACGAUUUGCACGUGAACGAUGCCGAUGCCAUGUAUCAGGGGCAUCUCGAGUGGAUGAAGAUGGGUCAGGUGUGGCAGCUUGCUCUUCCGCAUGUUACUCGAAGAAUCAAAGUGGCUGUAAUAGAUUCCGGAGUCGACUGGACUGACCCGGAUCUGGCCCCUUUGAAGGGAACGCUGAAGAAGAGAAGCGGCGGUUACAUCGACGGAGGUUGGAAUUUCAACACCAACUCGUCGACACUGACGUUCGCGAACACGCAUGGUACCAGCGUUAGCAAGAUCCUCGCCGCCAAGAGUAACAACUCGGUUGGUGUCGCUGGGAUGGCUCCUAAUGUCACCCUAGUACCGCUACAAGUAAUGGCAAAGGACUCUCCUCUGAGUCUAUCUAAAUUCUUGCUUGCUCUCGAAAUGGCCAUUGACAUUGAGGUAGACAUCAUAUCGGUGUCUCUAGGGUUCACAUUGAGCGCGUUUGAAAUGGAGUUGCAACAUAUGCUGUUCGAUGCCCUACGUGCUGUACAACAGAAUAACAUUAUACUCGUUGCUUCCGCAGGCAAUGACUUCGAGGAAGCAUCUGAUGUUUACCCCUGUUGGUAUGGUGGCCCACUCGGAAUGUGUGUCGCUUCCUUGUAUGACUACAUGUGGGACAAUAGGACUGAACCAGUACUCUAUCUGGAGUCGAAUUAUGGUGAUAGAGUUGACGUCGCAGCCUAUGGCACUCAACUCGUGGUCGGCCGUGAUAAGGCAGGUGAAUUGAUAAAGUUCAGCGGCACAUCCGCUGCUCAACCGCAAGUAGCUGGUCUGGCUGCUAUCCUCCUGUCAAUGAAUGUCGAACCGUCGUUGGUGAAGCGACUGAUCCUGGCUAAUGCUGUUCCAGCCGGGCUCGAGAUGCCAGAAUAUUUCCCUCAGUAUAUACGGGGCGGUGCCAUUGAUCCUCUGAGGACUGUGGAACACGCUAUCAGCUUUCUCCCUUCGACACCACGAGGCCUGCGAGGGAAAGAUGCAUCCUUCCAAUGA
Molecule: messenger RNA, 1260 nt
Organism: Perkinsus marinus ATCC 50983
Lineage: Eukaryota; Perkinsozoa; Perkinsida; Perkinsidae
Product: subtilisin, putative
Exons: 1
Coding region: 1-1260 (419 amino acids)
Biological process (GO): proteolysis
Molecular function (GO): serine-type endopeptidase activity
Source: RefSeq, a predicted model, not a curated record